Molecule: messenger RNA, 878 nt
Organism: Hyphopichia burtonii NRRL Y-1933
Lineage: Eukaryota; Fungi; Ascomycota; Pichiomycetes; Serinales; Debaryomycetaceae
Exons: 1
Coding region: 1-738 (245 amino acids)
Molecular function (GO): nucleic acid binding
Source: RefSeq, a predicted model, not a curated record
AUGAAUAAAAGUAAAUCAUAUAGUCAAUUGAAAAACGUUAAUUUCAAUCAAUCCAAUCGACUGAUCAAGGCCAGAAAGCUAACCCAUUCUACUAAUCACAACCGAGCUCUUAUUCUAAAAAAUUUUUCAGUCAAUACAUCUACCGACUCCAUUAUUAGUCAAAUAACCUGUGGACCGUUGGAGAAAUUGAACUAUAGACACCACCCGGCCAAUCCGACGUUGGAAAUACACUUUGUUCUUUCAGAAGGUGCUCGUAAAUUCUACAACUAUUGUACCACCACCGGGUUUGUCGUGGUUGAUGGGAAGAGGCUAGAAGUCGAAUGGGCCAACGAGUCCAACACCGAAGACACCACUGGUAGUAUGGGGGUCCCCAAGUAUCUAUUCAAUGAAAUAGUUCACGGAUCGGCUAGAAGAGUCUUGAUUUGUCUGAAAAUAGUCCCCGACAAGCCUUUGAAUCAUCUGUCCUUAACUGAUUUCCCUAAUCCCGAGCUGCAUCUAUCCAAAGACUUUGAUAUCGAUUUGAUCAAGCAUGACUUUAGUAAAUACGGUGAAAUAGUCGAAUUUGGAGCAGUCAUUUCUAGAAAACUCUGUUUUAGUAUUCAUUUCACCGAUAUCAGGUCUGCAAUCUUGGCUAAAACCGACUUGGAAAACAAAGACUCCAUGAUGAAUGCAAAAUAUCACGACUGGUUCUUCUGGUAUGGCAAAGAUCCCACAGAUAAACCUUGUUACCAUCUUUAACCAUGCUUUCGCUUAAUACCUUGUUUCGUAAAUUCUUUCUGUUAUACUUGAUAUCUUAUAGACUUUACAAUUAACUUUCUUUGCUUCCACCACCCGUAGUCUUCCAACGACCCCCAGUCUUCCCACGUCUUUGACCAUGC